CUCGGAUUGUUUGCUGCGCCGUGUUUCUGAAAGCACGGAGUUCGGCGAUGUACCUCCACACUGUCCGUCCUGCUCGCUCUCUGUAGUUACCAACGUUACACUCUGGAGACCACUCCGCUUCCUGUUAUAACUUUAGUGGACGCCAGAGGACAUUUGAAAGAGCGGAAUAGUGGAAACACCAUCUUCUUCUUCAGUUGGGGUUAUGAGCAAGGUGUAAAACUCCACAUCUAACGGUAUCUGUAUUCAGUCCACUCUAGGGACACUCUUACAUAAUCAUAAUUGGAGUCAGCCAACAAGCAGAGGCGGUUUCCGGAGCAUGCAUCGGUGGCCUGUUCUGAGUCAAGAUAGGAAUUUGCUGCCUUCUCCACUGUCCUUUGUUUAUCACCCUGUCAUAAGCACUGCUUUCUGUCUUCUUCUGGUUUUGCUUGCCCUUUUGCCACAACUGAACCUCAUUUAUAAUUUCCACUACAUCAGAGCUAGCAUCUGUAAGGCAGGGAAACCCUUACUCAAGGCCAUUUGAAGAAGUCUGAGUUUUAGCCGGAUGCAUCUACAGGAACAAUCUCUCCACUUACACGAUAUAAUGUGCUGAUCUCUGUUACCAGGGCCUACCCUCGCCUGAGAUGUACUGAUGCCAUGCUCAACUGAAUGUGUCAGAUGUGUGCUCACUCAGGCCACAGGAAGAGAAAGGGCACUAUUUAAGAUUCAUCAUGUUCAUCUGCCAGUAGUUUUAGGAUGUGCUAGGGCUUUUUGUCUCCUGUGUUUUUGUUUCUCAUCUUACCAGUUCAUCUAACAGACACAGCAAUAUAUUGACAGCUGCUGCAAUCUAAUGUUCAUUACAGUAUAAUUACAAGAAAUACUUGCAAUGUUCAGUUUUUAGGAGCUGCAUACCAUAAUUCACCAACAAUAGUGCUGUCUGGAUGUCACACCAGCCCAGGUGUGACAACCAACCCCUUUAUGUGUUCUAAUCUUAGCCUAACCAUAACCUUAACAGCGCUUGGUUGGUGCUGCAAUGACUUUGUUGAAGUAAUAAUGAGGUAAGAUCCUCCCUUGCAGUCGUAAUUGUCUGUUAAUGUACACCAGCACACAGUAAAAGCCUUUCACUAGUGGCUCUUCACGUCUGUUGUUGUUUCUGUAGUGAUUUUAUCCUUUUGAGAUAAAAAGUGUAGAAAUACUGUGGAACUGAUUCCGCAACAAAAGGAUCUGCUUUAGAAUUACAUCAAAUAAAUGUUGACUUUGUCACCUAGGUUAGUGACCGAAGAUUAGCGACCAAAGGCUAACAGUUUUGAUUUAGGAGAACUUGCUGAAUUCACCAAUUUUCUUGUAUUUUCUCUUUUUUUCUCAAUUGAAGCUAAAAGGCCAGUUGUUCAGAUAACAGUAUGGCUUUUAUGUGUUAAGAGUAAGAACUGAAAUGCAGGUGUGCAGCGAAACUCAGUAUUACAGUAUUCUCUAAACCGUUCGUGUAAUGACUAGAGAAAGCACUGGCAGAGAACGCAAAAAGCAUGACUCAUGCCAUACAGGCAGUAACUAGGAGGACAGUUGCUUACUUAACAGGCACAGGUUCUGUACACUGGAGAUCCGUCUUAAUAUGGGUAAACAAAUCCGGCAGUUAGUAGGCUAAGGCGAGGUCAGAAACUAGAAAGCACAGUCCAAAAAACCAUAGAUCAAUGUAACACAGGAGACAUGAAAGUACUAGAACUGGCAACGAGAUAGGGGACCAGGAAAACUAAACACUCCUAGGAGGGUGAAUCUAACAAGGAACAGGUGAAGCUAAUAAGACAGGGCGUCAAGUGAGAUCAUCUAACAGGGGAAGGAAGUGAGAUGAUCUGAAACGAGACAGUUGAGUGACAAAGUAAAACCAGGGAACAAAGAAAAUAUGAAUGAAAACAUGAGAACCACAAAAACUUCCCAGGACAGGAUGUAUCAGUUUUCUGUUCAAUUUUGUUUUGUGAGGGGAAAAAAACCCUGAAAAAGAAAGCUCACAGUGAAGGACAAACUUUGAAUGUCCAACACAUUGUCAAUGUGAACAAUGCUUUUUCUCAUGCCGUUCUUGUUUAGGAUUGCUCAUGAUAAGAUAAGAUAGACUUUAUUGAUCCCACACUGAGGAAAUUCACUUGUUAUGGCAGCUCCAGGUACACACAACAAAUAUACAUUAGAAGAAACAGAAUUGAAAAAUACAAUAUAUAGUAGAAAUAGAAAAAAUAAGAAUAUAAAUACCCUUAUACAGAUGCUCAUGAUGCUGCAUGCCACAGGUAUACAACAGAUCUCGUAAGCAUUUUUUCCUGGAGGUGGUGGAAGUGACUCAGUUUAUUGCUGAUGACUGCAGACGCUGGCUCCCCAUCUCUUCUCAUCCUCCUGGACUUGAGUGCAGCAUUCGACACUGGACCAUCCUCUUUCACCAUCUACGUUCCACUAUCGGUCUUUCUGACUCUGUCUAUGAGUGGUUCUCAUCCUACCUCACCGGGAGAACUGAGCAUGUUUCCUUGGGAGAGGCUAAAUCCCUGACACACAUCACCUGUGGUGUCCCUCAAGGCUCAGUACUCGGCCCCAUCCUGUUUAUCCUCUACUGCUCCCCCUUGGCCACGUCAUUAGCCGGCAUGGAAUUUCAUUCCACUGCUAUGCUGAUGAUGACAACCCCCUCUGCCAUCAUCCACUCCACCUGCCUGGAGGAGAUAAGGGCGUGGAUGAAGCAAAACUUUCUGCAGCUAAACAGCUCCAAGACUGAAGCCAUCUUAGUCGGCACUCCACACCGUGUUUGGUCAUCUGACAUUAUCAGCAUCACCUUCUCUGGCCAAAACAUUCCACUUUCAACAUCAGCCACCAACCUGGGUGUUAAAAUGGACUCUCAUCUGACCUUUGAGGCUCACAUCAAACAUCUCUGCAAGACCUUCUUCUACCUCAGGAACAUUGCCAAACUCCGUCCCACACUCACUCCUGCAGAUGCAGAAAAGCUUGUCCACGCUUUUGUCUCCUCCAGGCUGGACUACUGCAAUGCGCUCCUCACCGGGAUCCCUGAAAAAAGCCUUCAGAAGCUGCAGUACAUCCAGAACAGCGCUGCUAGGAUCCUGCUGAAGGUGCGCAAACACGACCACAUCACCCCCAUCCUCAAAUCACUACACUGGCUUCCUGUCUCACUCAGGAUUGAGUACAAGGUCUCCCUCCUUACCCACCAGUGCAUCCAUGGUGAAGCCCCCUCCUACCUCAAGGAACUCCUCAUACCACAGACCUCAACACGUGACCUCUGAUCUGCCUCAGCGUAUCUCCUGAAACCUCCUAGAACCAAGCUCCGUACAAUGGGAGAUCGGGCUUUCUGCUCAGCUGCUCCCAGUCUGUGGAAUGCUCUCCCUGGCUGUGGAUGCUUUUAAACAUGGCCUUAAAACCCACCUAUUUAGGAGAGCUUUUGAUUGAACUCUUGCCAUUUUCCUUUGCCUUAUUGUUUCUGUUUUUAUUUGUCAUACUCUCUAUGUAUUUUAUUUUUUAGCACUUACUUGUUUUAUUAUGUAGCACUUUGGGGUUUGCUUAAAUACUGUAUAAAGUGCAUUACAAAUUAAAUGUAGUAUUAUUAUUAUUAAAGUUGAGUAGGUAUCUGAGGUUUGUGUGGAAAUGCUGAGCACUCGCAAGACUUGGAGUCCUACUGUUACUCAGCUGUACUUGCCCUGGGGCACUAGACAGUCAUGUUGGCCUGCGUCACGGAAAACUCGUGCCUCCGACUUCCACAGUGAUUGUGUGUGGUUACACACAAUCCAUUGAUCUGGUUACACAAAUUGUCAUCAGAAUAAUUUCCCAGCUAUUUUCCCUACCAACAAAAGGAACAAUCAGAACCAUGUAUGUCUGUGCCAAUCCCUCUUGUAGAUGCAGAGAUAUUUUGUUUGAUAAGUGAAGAAUUUGACCUGCUGGUGGUGCUAAAGGAAAAGUCAGUGGGAUUCAUCCUUUGGUCACUAUGGAUAUCUGUACUAUAUUUAAUGGCAUUCAAUAGUUGUUGAGAAAUUUCACUUAAAACCAAAUAUUUCAACCUCAUAUUGGUGCUAGACGAAAAAAUCAGAGGAUGAAGUUGGUGUGCUUCAUCCUACGGCAGGGGUCUUCAAUUAAAAUUUAAAGAGGUCCAGUUAGAGAAAAUUUCACAAAGCAAAGGUCCGGAACAUCAACUUGCGUUCUCAUUCAGUAGCCUACCAUAACUUAUAGUCUAGUUGUAUCAUAUGUUUUUAGUCAACAACUUACUGUCAAAUCAGAUACAGUUUCAACAAUAUAUUUCACAUAAAA
Micropterus salmoides (largemouth bass) is the source of this 4257-nucleotide messenger RNA. It is a transcript of the gene tp53i11b, whose product is annotated as tumor protein p53 inducible protein 11b. The record is from RefSeq and is a predicted model, not a curated record. The transcript has 4 exons. Lineage: Eukaryota; Metazoa; Chordata; Actinopteri; Centrarchiformes; Centrarchidae. Bases 2241 to 3242 code for a protein of 333 amino acids.